Molecule: messenger RNA, 4615 nt
Organism: Melopsittacus undulatus (budgerigar)
Lineage: Eukaryota; Metazoa; Chordata; Aves; Psittaciformes; Psittaculidae
Gene: WDR64
Product: WD repeat domain 64
Exons: 29
Coding region: 1-3141 (1046 amino acids)
Molecular function (GO): protein binding
Source: RefSeq, a predicted model, not a curated record
AUGUCUGCAAAAGAUUGUGAUAGGGAGAGUUGCUCUGCUCAUGAAUUGCUGGAUUUCAGGAGUUCUCUGAAGGAGUUUCAGAAACUAGUUGAAAACCUAGUAACCCAGAAGACAAAGGAGAAAUUAGGCUUGCAUAUUAAAGACAAUGAUGAGAUAGACUAUGAAAAGUUCUAUGCAGCCACACAGGCACUUUUUGGUGCAGAAGUGAAGGAUUAUAAUGUUAAGGCCUUUUUCUGGAAGCUCAGCAACAAUCCUGAUGUAAGGAUAGAAUGGUGUGAGAUUUUUGGCUGUUUCUUAGGAGAAAGUGAUGGCAUGUCUUCCCAGCUGAAAGAAGAAAACAUGGUUUUUCUUCUAUCCAAAAAACAGCAGAUUACUCAUACAGUUGUGAAGAGAGAUGAUGCGAUUAAGGGUAUAGUGAAGGUGCCCCAUCUGGAUUUCAUAGUAACAUCCUCUCAGAAAGGAGUGCUAACUGUUUUUAACAAGCAGAUGAAGGUUCUGGCAACCACCUCUAUUGAAGAUACUGCUUGGAUCACUGGGUGUGAUUUCCUCCCUCAACUGAAAUGUGUCGUGGCUGUAACUGAAAGGACAGUCAUCAUCUGGAACUAUAAAAGUCAGCAGGAAAAAAAUAUUUGCUUUGUCAUCAAACCAAUGGAAAAUUGCCUGCUCUGUGUUUGCACUGUGACCAUGCCAAAGCAAGUGGCUAUGGAUACUAUCCUAAUGGGAGAUGAUAAGGGUUAUGUUUAUUUGCUUACUGUGACCAGUGAUCACUUGGCAUUAAAAAAAUGUAAAGGCAAAAGAGAAUCACAACUUCAGGUCUUGGACUCCAAAACUUUUCACAUUGUUAAACGCAAGCUACAUGAUGACUGGGUUAUGAAAGUUAAGUAUAUUUCUGACCUAAAUUGUUUUGGAUCCUGCUCCUCAGACAGCAUUUGUUCAUUUGUUUUGGAUGAUGUAAAGCGACUAGAGGACAACUUACCUGUAAAGGAAUUUUCUGUCCCUAAAGGAGUCAAUGCGUUCACAUACUGUAGAAAAGCAAAACUCAUUGUCACUGGUGGAAAUGACAAAUAUCUUCGUUUGUGGCAUCCUGCUGUUAAUAGUAAGCCUUCAGGGAAGCUAUCAGGGCACCUACAUAGUGUUGUGGAAAUUGUGACAAAUGAAAAAGAUCAACAUGUGAUCAGCCUUUCCUCUGCAAAGAUUUUUAGAGUGUGGGACAUACAGACUCUUUCACUGCUGCAGGUCUUCCAUGAUACUCAAGUCAACCCUGAAGAGAUGGAGAACUCUGUCAUGUUAUUUGACAAUGAUCGUGGCAUGCUUAUCUCUGGUUCAGAUGUCAUUGAUAUUUACCACUUAACUCAUAUGAUACAAGAUACAAAAUACGUGCCAAGGACACAUAAGAAAAGCAUCAAUGUUUUGGCUUACAACUGGGCUUUUCACCGGAUUCUCACUAUCUGCUCUGAGUCAAUACUGAAGGUCUGGGAUCUGGAAACGGGAUAUCAAGUAUAUCAGAUGGAAGAUGCGCAUGGGCUGAAUACUGAAGUGACCUGUGCAGCCAUUGAAAUACAUGGUUUUUAUUUUGUUACUGGAGCAUGUGAUGGAACAGUGAAAAUCUGGGUGUUUGAAAGUGGCCAGGAAGUUAAAGCUUUGCCUUUGGCCAAGUGCAGCAAAGAUGAGUGUCGUCUGCUGAAGAUAGUUUAUCUGAAGGCCGAUGAGAGCCAACAUGCACUUCUUGCUUUGGAACAGAGUGGGAAGAUGAAAAUCAUUCAGGGUAACUCAGUUGAAACAUACCUGUAUGUCACAUGGGUGCUUCCUGAGGCAGUGUCAUUUCCACGAAAGAAUCCAGUUGUGCCUCUGUUACUGAAGCCUGACACCUUACAAACACAUGAUUUUUUCCCGGAUAUUCAGUUUCUAUCUGACACCAGUUCUCCAAAGAAUGACACAGAGAAUUUUGUACCUUCUGUGGAAAUCAAAUGUUUUGCUGUUUUAAAAGUAGAAGGAUGCAGUUUGAUAGCUACAGGAAGUGCAAAUGGUGCAAUAAUUCUGUGGGAUUUUGAAUCUGCCACUGUGAGAUGCUUGUGUGAAAUUAAUGAAGACAGCCAGGCUUCAGUUCUUCAGGCAUCUGGAGUCAAUGCCAUGUUAUUCCUUGUACAUAGUGCUUUCUCUUUCAGGAAAUACAGUUCCCUAUCCUCUGCUACAGCUACUGUGAGGAGUCACAAUGAUGCCGUUCCAGAGCACAAGAGCAGUUCUUUGAGCCUACAAGAGGAAAAUGUAAAAAGUGGUGAAAUUAAUACUGAAAAGACAACAGCAAAAGACACAACUAGUUGCAAGAGUAUGCAGUAUGUACCCAAAGCUGAAGCAGGACACUCACCCAUGCUGGCUUCUGCUCAUGAAAAUGGCUGUAUCUGCCUAUGGAAUAUUCAGGGAAACUUAGUGAAAGAACUUUUGCCAUUUUCAAAACAUCCUUCAGUUCCUCUGACAGCACUAUGUACAGACAUCUCCACUAAAAUACUUUUGGCAGGCAGUAAGGAGGGACACAUUAUGCGCUGGUACAUUGCCUCAUUCUUAGAAGGUCCACAAAGAGAUAAAAAUCAAAUAAAGGAGGAGAUCUGCUGGAGGGCACAUGCUACUGAAGUGAUUGAUUUAUUUCAUGAAGAGGAGAAAAAUGUGGUAGUAACAGCAUCUAUUGAUGGUUCAGUCAGGCUCUGGAAUGCGAUGAAUGGAUACUAUCUUGGUUACUACGGACAACCCAGGAAGUUUGAAGUAUUCGAUACUACUCGGUUGAUUUUGCCUUGUGAUGUUAAUACUUUUCCUAUUAUAAUUAAAGAAGAAAGCAAGUAUAUGGAAGAGGAGGAGCUUGAAUGUCCUCUCGUGCUGGACAGGGACAAGUGGAAGUCACUGACCAGACCACCUUCACAUUUAAAAGGUCUUAAACAUAUGGACACAAUUCAGGACUCAAAGUUUUUCAAAUCUCUAGCUUCUCCAAAGAUCUAUAAACAACCUGUGAAAUGUUUUGAGCCUGGGAACAGAUUGGCUGGUGCAGUAUUUGGGUAUCUUCCUAUAUAUAAGCUUGAGAAGCCAACUGAAGAGAGAAUGCCACCAAGUCUUCAGAAGAGAAAAGCUGAGACACCAAGUGCCACUGGAUAGACAAUGCAGACAGGUGAAGAACAGCAUCAAGACAAAUAAACAUAAUGUCCAUCUUCAUGGCAAGUAGAUUAACAUGUAACAUGUCCCUUAUUUCAUUUUUUUCUCAGUUUCUUUUUGAUUUUAAUUAUAUGUAAAUCCAUUUCAUGAUUAAGUAGAACAUCUAGAAAUCAAACCUUGACUUCUAAUCCAGUCUCAUGCAGAUAAAUAAUUCUGAUAAAGACAGUGUAUGGUUAUAACAAGAUACAGAAAAGUCUAUCUCACUCCACUUUUUGAUGGUUAAGAAGGAAAAGGACCUUACUGUGAUUAACUGCUUAAAGAUUCAGAGCCAUAUAUCUGCUUUUGCUAGCCAUAUAGAUUCCUCUGAAAAACACAAAAUGUAAUUCCAGAGGUACUGCUCUAACCUUUUUCUCAUUUUAAGAACUUUUGUGUCCUUAACUAGGCAAAGAGAUGAUGGGAUGUUCUGUAGGUAGCACAGAUACGCCACAGUAUCCUAGUCAAAUGUCUUCACUUAGAUUCCCUUGUUAAUCAUGUUGAGAUAAGACAGAAGAAAGAUUGAGAACUAUGUUCAAAUAAUGAGAAAUAGCCCUAUUUAAAGGUACCAUUAAAGAUGGCAUUCUCCUUUACCCAGACUCUGUCAGCCUCAUAAUUACUCUUGGUAGCAAAGUUCGCUGUAAUUUGAGCUUUGUGAGUCACUACAAGGCAGAUUUCUGUAGCCUUUUUAAGCCUUUUCACCACAGUGGUUAUGUUUUUUUAAGUGUCUAAUGUGUCAGAACUCCAUUUUACACUCAUGAUCAGAUAAACAUCAGAUUCACAAAAAGGAGUUAGUAUGCCCUGCUGUUUCUGCCUCUUAAUUCCUUGCUUAUGCUUUCAGAGAGCAUGUUCACCCUCUAAACCAGAAGACUACAUGCUGAGCUCAUAUUCAAUUCAUUAUCAGUCAUGAUUCCCUGAAUCCUUCCUGGCAUUUCAGCAUUCCCAGACACUGCCACAACAUGACACAGGUCACAGAAUACAUAUUCCAACAUCCUUUGUUUCACUAAAGGUACAAAUAGUUGCCAAGUGUGUCACUGUAGUAAAUAUUUAAGAUAACUCCUGUAACUAGAGCCAUUAUUACCUACUGUUUCUGGGGGGAAAAAAAUGGGUUUUCUGUAUUACUAGUAAUGAAUGGUGUUUGAUCUGCAAAACUUUUUUUAGCAAAAUAUCUUGUGGGAAGGUGUUUAAAAAUACUAUUAUCAACUGUUCAGGAUCUGGCUGGGGUGAACCUAAUUACAUUCCAUAUAAUGUCCUGCUCAGCAAUAAGAGUUUAUGGAAUGGAGGAGCAAAUCAAGAUGUUUUUGGUUGUGAUACCUGUCUUCCCAUGUAACCAUUACGUACGUUGAGGUCCUGCUUUCCAGGAAACGGUUAAACAUCUGCCUGCUGAUGGGAAGCGGUGGAUGGAUUCUGUACCUUAUUUUGUUUGCACAUGCAGCUUUGCUUC